AUCCACCGUCCUGACGCAGCUGUGUGCAGUGUUGUUUUCGUCUCCUCGAGUAACCAGUUAUUAACCUCCACAGGUCAGAAUCUAAAGACAAGAAUCAUGGUGGUGACGAUAAAAGUCGAAUACUGCGGUGGAUGAGGCUACGCGCCUCGCUUCAUGGAGCUGAAGCGAGACAUCAACGCGAAGUUUCCUGAUGCGGAUGUGUCUGGCUUCGUGGGCAGGAGAGGAAGUUUUGAGAUCGAGAUCAAUGGACAUCUGAUCUUCUCAAAGUUAGAAACGGGUGGUUUCCCUUAUGAUAAGGAUAUUAUGGAGGCCAUUGUUAAGGCUGAAGAUGGGAAGCCUGAGAAGAUCUCCAGAAACCGUAAAGAUUGCAUCAUCCUCUAAUGCUCAUUGCCGUCUCAGCAGAGAUGAGCUCCCAUCCUCUGUGCGGUCCACAUGAGCAUCUUAUUGGUCCAUUGAAGAAAAUGGUUUAUUUGGUUUGAAAAUCUUCACUGUCUACUUUAUGGCUCUCGUUUUUUGGACGUAAAUGAUUGCUGUAGCUUAAAGUUCAAAAGUUAUGGUAUGAGGCUUCAGUCCAAAAAAUGAUAAACCGAAGUUGAGUAAUUAAGAUGAUAGUGAAGAGAAGUUACCUAACUUUAGAAUGAUAAUAUUGUAGGAUAAGAAUAAUAAGAAUAAGACUAGACAUGCAUGAUAUCUCAUGAAUAAAAAGAUUACUUAAAUUGGAGUGGAAUAUCAAAGAUAAUGUUAUUAGAAUCAAUGAGUUAAGUAGACAAAAAAUGGGGUAGAGGGCAGUUAAGAUUGCUUGAUUAUUUUGGGGGGUAAAUGUAAAACUCAUAUUUUGGUUAUUUUAUUGCAUUAGCUUUUUCGCUGUACUUAUUUUAAAAAAGUAAGAACUUUUUUUUAAUCAUUGGAUAAAAAGUAAAUUAAGUUUAGUUUACGAGAAUAUAUAUAUAUAUAUAUAUAUAUAUAUAUAUAUGUUACAGUGCUCAAAGGUAAUUGGCUCAUGAUUUUAGAUUUAUAUAAUGAUUUCUGUGGUCUAUGUAAUGUAUAAAUAAAUAAAUAAAUAGUUUCUGGAAAUA
Messenger RNA from Pimephales promelas (fathead minnow), 1076 nucleotides. It is a transcript of the gene selenow2b, whose product is annotated as selenoprotein W, 2b. The record is from RefSeq and is a predicted model, not a curated record. NCBI's taxonomy places the organism in Eukaryota, Metazoa, Chordata, Actinopteri, Cypriniformes, Leuciscidae. Gene Ontology annotation, biological process: positive regulation of filopodium assembly; negative regulation of apoptotic process. Gene Ontology annotation, cellular component: cytosol.